Messenger RNA from Ostreococcus tauri, 3129 nucleotides. RefSeq names its product Ubiquitin/SUMO-activating enzyme E1. Lineage: Eukaryota; Viridiplantae; Chlorophyta; Mamiellophyceae; Mamiellales; Bathycoccaceae. The record is from RefSeq and is a predicted model, not a curated record. Gene Ontology annotation, biological process: protein sumoylation. Gene Ontology annotation, cellular component: cytoplasm; SUMO activating enzyme complex. The transcript has a single exon. Gene Ontology annotation, molecular function: SUMO activating enzyme activity. Bases 1 to 3129 code for a protein of 1042 amino acids.
AUGAACGAGAGACUCGCGACGAGCGAUCGGAGCGAGGAGACGAAGCGCGCGCGCGUCGAACGGGAACGCGAGACGGCGGCGAUGACGACGGGACCGAUGGAGAUCGAUGAAGAUUUACACUCGAGACAGCUCGCGGUGUACGGACGAGAGACGUUUCGAAAGCUCGCGGGGGCGCGGGUGUUGAUCGUCGGCGCGCGCGGGUUAGGGGUGGAGAUCGCGAAGAACGUGGUCCUGGCGGGCGUUCGGGGGGUGGGCGUCGCGGCGCGCGAAGAAAGCCGAGACGCGGAUCUCGCGGCGCAGUUUUACAUCGAUGACGACGCGGUGAAGCGCGGUCUCGCGCGCGCGGAGGCGUGCGCGGGUAAGUUACAAGAGCUGAAUCCCGCGGUGGAGGUGCGCGUGGAGACUGGGAACGUGCUGGACCGAGACACCGUCGCGGGGUACCGCGCGGUGGUGGCGUGCGAGCAAACGGAGGAGACGUGCAAGACGUUGAACGAGCUGUGCCGAGCCACCGGCGCGGCGUUCAUCAAGGCGGACGUUCGAGGGGUGUUUGGAAGCGUUUUCUGCGAUUUCGGCGACGCGUUCGACGUCGUCGACGUCGACGGCGAGGAGGCGCUCACGUCCAUCGUCGCGAGCGUGUCCAACGAUUUCCCAGCCCUCGUGACGUGCAUCGAAGACGAGCGCGUGGAGUUUCAAGACGGUCAGAGGAUCACGUUUAGCGAAGUUCGAGGAAUGACCGAACUCAACGGCGUGACGUGCGUGGUGAAGGACGUGAAGAAGCAUUCGUUCAAGCUCGACCUCGACACGACUUCGUUCUCGCAGUACGUCGGCGGCGGCAUCGCGACGCAAGUCAAGGAGACGAAGACGCUCAAGUUUUCAUCCUACGCCGAAGCGUUGGAGUCGCCGGGUGACUUUUUGUUGAGUGAUUUCGCCAAGAUGGAGCGCUCUCCGCAGCUUCACUUGGCGUUCGGUGCGCUCGACGCGUACGUCGCCAAGCACGGCGCCGAGCCAAUUCCGGGCUCGGAAGCCGACGCGGAGAAAUUCGUCGCCGAGGCUGAGGCGCUCAACGGUAGACGAAAAGCGGUGGACGAGGUGGACAAGGAUUUGUUGAAGACUUUCGCCAAGACGUGUCGCGGGUACGUCUCGCCCAUGGCCGCCAUGUUCGGCGGCAUCGUCGGUCAAGAGGUCGUCAAGGCGUGCACGGGUAAGUUCCACCCGCUCUUCCAGUGGUUUUAUUUCGACUCAAUCGAGAGCUUGCCGGAGGAGUUGACGGAGGAGGAUCUCACCCCGAGAGGCGACCGCUACGACGGCCAAGUGAUGUGCUUCGGGAGAAAGAUGCAAGAUAAACUCAUGAGCCAGAAGAUUUUCCUCGUCGGCGCCGGUGCGCUCGGAUGCGAGUUCUUGAAGAACUUUGCGUGCAUGGGGUUGUCGUGCGGCUCGGACGGGCAAAUCACGGUGACGGAUGACGACGUGAUUGAAAAGUCAAACCUAUCGCGACAAUUUUUGUUCCGCGAUUGGAACAUCGGUCAAGGGAAGAGCGUGUGCGCGUCCAACGCGGCCAAGGUUAUCAACUCCGGCUUGAAUGUCAAGGCGCUCGAGAACCGCGUGAGCCCGGACACGGAGGACGUGUUCGACGACGAAUUCUGGCAAGGCUUGGACAUCGUCGUCAACGCUCUCGACAACGUCAACGCGCGUCUGUACGUGGACAGUCGUUGCGUAUACUUUCAAAAGCCUUUGCUCGAAAGCGGGACGCUCGGCACGAAGUGCAACACGCAAAUGGUCAUUCCGAACAUGACGGAGAACUACGGUGCGUCUCGAGAUCCGCCGGAGAAGAGCGCGCCGAUGUGCACGCUGCACUCGUUCCCGCACAACAUCGACCACUGCUUGACCUGGGCGCGAAGUGAAUUCGAGGGUGCGUUCGAAAAAUCUCCCGCCGAGGCAAAUUCCUACCUGUCCAAGCCGGAGGAGUACGCGGCUGGCGCGUUGGCGAAUCCGGAUGCGUCCGCGCGCGAAAACGUCGAAAAGGUGGCGCUCAUGUUGCUGAAGAGUCACUGCGUUUCGUACGACGAUUGCGUCGCUUGGGCGCGCACACAGUUCCAAGAUCAGUUCCACGACAAAAUCAAGCAGCUCACGUACACGUUUCCGGAAGAUGCGGUCACCUCUUCUGGUUCGCCGUUCUGGAGCGCUCCAAAGCGUUUCCCGCGCGCCGUCGUGUUCUCUUCUUCAGACGUCGCGCACAUGACGCUCAUUCGCGCGCUCGCAAACCUCAAGGCUGAGGUGUGCGGCAUCGCCCGACCGGCGGCGGGAAUGAACGACGACGCCGCUCUCGUUCGAUUGGUCGAGAAGGUUCAAGUUGCCGAGUUUGAGCCCAAGAAGGGUGUGAAGAUUGAAACCGAUCCCAAGGCGAACUCCACCGCGUCAAACAUUCCAGAGGGCCUCGAUGACGAAGCCAUCAUCAAAGACUUGUUGGCGCAGCUCGACGCAAAGCGCGCAAGCAUGGGGGCGGAUUACCGAUUGAAUGUCAUCGAGUUUGAAAAGGAUGACGACACGAACUUCCACAUGGACGCCAUUGCCGGUUUGUCCAACAUGCGCGCUCGCAACUACGAAAUCGGAGAGGUGGACAAGCUCAAGGCUAAAUUUAUCGCCGGUCGAAUCAUUCCGGCCAUCGCCACGACGACCGCGAUGGCGACCGGUUUGGUGUGCCUCGAGCUGUACAAGGUGCUCAACGGCGCAAAGAUUGAGGCGUACCGCAACACGUUUGCCAACCUCGCUCUGCCGCUCUUCGCCAUGGCGGAGCCCAUCGCGGCGAAGCACGACAAGUUCAAAGAUUUAUCCUGGAGCAUGUGGGAUCGGUGGAUACUCGAGGGCGAUCUCACCGUGCAAGAAGUGAUCGAUCACUUCGAGGCGAAAGGUCUGAUUGCUUACUCCAUGUCCGUCGGCGCGAGCUUGGUUUAUAACAACAUUUUCCCCAAGCACCGCGAGCGCUUGAAUCAAAAAUUGAGCGAGCUCGUGCAAACGAUCGCAAAGAUGGAGAUUCCGGCCAAGCGACGACACUUCGAUAUCGUCAUCGCGUGCGAGGACGACGACGGCGAGGACGUGGACAUCCCGAUGGUUUCCAUCAAGUUUAGAUGA